This is a messenger RNA of Mucor velutinosus, 1974 nucleotides long. Its product is annotated as 3',5'-cyclic-nucleotide phosphodiesterase. Bases 1 to 1974 code for a protein of 657 amino acids. The transcript is spliced from 3 exons. The record is from RefSeq and is a predicted model, not a curated record. Gene Ontology annotation, biological process: peptidyl-lysine monomethylation. Gene Ontology annotation, molecular function: protein binding; protein-lysine N-methyltransferase activity. NCBI's taxonomy places the organism in Eukaryota, Fungi, Mucoromycota, Mucoromycetes, Mucorales, Mucoraceae. Gene Ontology annotation, cellular component: nucleus.
AUGUCAAACAGAUUGCAGACGCUUCUCAAGUGGUUUGAGGACAACAAGAUUGAGUGGGACAAAGAUGCAUUGGAGAUCAAGGAGAGCAAUGGCUCCUUUGGCGUCCAUGCAAAGAAGAGCAUGAAAAAGGACAAGCCAGUUGUUAAGAUUCCCAAAGAGUGUAUUCUUUCCAUCAAAACUACAGGUAUCGCCAAUCUCUUGGAUGAAGCCAAUUUGGAAGGUGGAUGUCCUCUUGCAUUGGCUGUCUUGUAUGAAAUUGCUCAAGGUGAGCAAUCUCCUUGGUACGGCUACCUGCAAGCACUUCCUGAGCAUGGUGAGGAUUUACCCAUCUUUUGGGAGGAGCAAGAAAAGGAUUGGUUUCAUGGCACUGAAAUGGAAUCUGCUGUGCACAAUGAUUUGAUUGAUCUCGAGGACGAUUAUGAAGAACUGAUUGAGCCCCUUUUGGAAGCACACCCCUAUAUCUUUAGCCGUGGCACCAACCUGGAUGACGAUCCUUACUCUUUUGACAAAUUCAUCAAGAUCUCCACAUUGAUCUCAUCCCGUGCAUUCGAGGUGGACGCCUACCAUGAGAAUGCAUUGGUUCCCUUUGCUGAUAUCUUUAAUCACUCUGGCAAAAACGAGCACGUUCAUUUUGAAACCGAAUUUGAUGUGUGUGAUGCAUGUGGACAAUUGGAAUACUGUGAACAUCAAUAUCUCAAUUAUUUGGAAGACAGUGAUGCCAAUGACGAAGAGGGUGACGAGGAUGCUGGUUGGGAGGACGAGGAUGACGAAGGAGAGGCUGACGAGGAUGUUGACGACGCCGAACUCGCAGAACUUGAGGCCAUGGGCAUGGAGACUGAGUUGCCUGAUUUAGAGGAAUUGGAGAAUGCAGGCGUAGAUUUCUACAACGAUGACGACUCUGACGAGGAGGAGGAGGAACAAAAGAAGGACACAUGUGAUAUGGUGCUUGAUCGUGAUGUGCAAAAGGGCGAAGAGGUGUUCAAUACGUAUGGCGACCAUCCCAACAUUGCCUUGUUGAGCAAGUACGGCUUCUGUUACGAUGACAACAAGAAUGACUAUGUGUCCAUCACUGAGGAUUCUCUAAUUGAAUGCUGCCUCGCUAUCACUGGCGAACUCUUGAAAGCUGAAAACCCCAAGGCAUCUGAAAAAGAGAUUGAGAAAUUGGCUAUUGAACGUACCAGACCCCGAUGGGAAUUUUUUUUGAAGAACGAGCCUACUUUGUGUCCUUCUGAAGACGAUGAUGAACAGCCCGAGGGGAGAGAUGAUUUUGAUGAAGACUGUCAAGAUGAUUGUUGUGGCCCUGAUGCUCAUGGUGAUCAUGAAGGACAUGCUCACGGUCAUGCUCAUGGCCAUGAUGAUGAAGAAGAACAUGGAGAGGAAGAGGAACACGAACACGAACACAAACACGAACACGAGCAUGACGAAGAAGGUGGCUGUUGUGGUGAUGAAGAGGACGAAGAAGGAGAACAAUCUCGCCCUUACUUUAUCAACUAUGAAGGUCUCUUUGAAGAUAAACUCAUGUGCUUGCUUCACAUCAUGUUUAUCAGCGAAAAGAAGUUUGCCACCUUUGUUGAAGAUGUCGACAACGCUUUAGCCUAUUUUGAAGAGCUCGCCAAUAGUCAAGGUGCUGAAAAGAAGAAGACUCAGGCUGUUGUUGACCUCAAGCGCAACAUUUAUCAAGUGUGUCGUGCUCUUGCCGAGUUCAGACGUCUCGAGUAUUUUGAAGACGGUGAAUGGAUUCCUGUUGAAAAGGACGAGGAAGAGCGCAAGGCAUGUGCUGGUGAUUUGAGAAAGUAUUACGCCAUGACAUGUCGUAUCAGCGAAAAAAAGAUUCUUGAUAGAUCCGUGCAAUAUUAUAGUGAAUUGGUUGAAGAAUACUCAAAGCCUGUUACUGCAGGCGGUAGUUCCAGCAGCAGUAACAACAAGAAGAAGCCUGCCGCUGCCAGCAAGAAGAAUAAGAAGAUGAAGUUGUAG